CGCAUUCUGCCUGCUCCCAUCACUUGUUUAUAUCACCCUAUUACAUAUACAUUGAAACGUACUGUAUCAUUGAAUCGAGAUGCCUAUCCAGCAACCAUCAAAUCAAAUAAAGCUCACAAAUGUAUCUAUCGUACGCUUGAAGAAGGGUGGUAAACGGUUCGAGAUUGCCUGCUACAAAAAUAAGGUGCAGGAAUGGAGAAACGGAGUUGAGACGAGUUUAGAUGACGUCCUCCAAAUUUCGAACGUCUUCAUGAAUGUAUCCAAAGGCGAGGUUGCCAAGUCUAACGAUCUCCAAAAAGCAUUUGGUACCUCGACGGUAGAUGAUGUUGUGAAGGAGAUCUUAAAGAAAGGCGAAGUUCAAGUGGCAGAGAAAGAACGUGAACACGAUCUUGCUACCCUCCGCAAGGAGAUUGCUACAAUAGUCGCUGAGAAAUGCGUCGAUCCGGCCACUCAACGUCCAUACCCUGUCGGAAUGAUCGAAAAGGCCAUGGCUGAAGCAGGUGUGAGUGUGAAAGCGGGGAAGAAUGCUAAGAGUCAAGUAGCAGAAACACUGCGACUCAUCCAGGGUCACUCAACACUACCAAUUCAACGUGCAAGGAUGCGGGUGCGCGUCGUUCUCCCGGCUGCCGAAGGAGAGCGUUUGGAGGAACAGCUCCGUGCGUUGGCUGAGACGGUCGAGAAAGAAGACAAGGGGGAAUCCUGGGAAACUGUUAUGCUUAUCGAGCCCUCGCAAAUCCGCGCAAUCAACGAACUAUUGCAGAAGGAGUGCAAAGGAAAGGGGCGCGUUGAGACACUUACCUUUGCCGCAACCGCUGACAACAAUUGAACCAUUGAUUAUCGCAUCGGUGUAUCCUCCCGAUAUUCAAUAAUGCCGAUCGGAAUAAGUCGAUGUUAUCAUUGCUGCGUCAUUAUCUCACAUCCAUGAGUGAAUUUGCCCUUAGCAGAUCUUAUUGGUGUUUCUAAUUUCAAAACAACCGACGAAGUCUUUGCUGUUCUAGGCAUCAUCAUGAGGUCGUCCGGCAUUUGUAUCCAAAGUUAUAACUUAUAUUGCUUGAUUCACCAUGUCUAUCAGGUGCGUUGGCAUCAUGCACAUUUGUAAGGGAAGUAUGCAAG
Suillus subalutaceus is the source of this 1113-nucleotide messenger RNA. RefSeq names its product Shwachman-Bodian-diamond syndrome protein. NCBI's taxonomy places the organism in Eukaryota, Fungi, Basidiomycota, Agaricomycetes, Boletales, Suillaceae. Bases 80 to 826 code for a protein of 248 amino acids. Gene Ontology annotation, biological process: cytosolic ribosome assembly; ribosome biogenesis. The record is from RefSeq and is a predicted model, not a curated record. The transcript is spliced from 7 exons.